Micropterus dolomieu (smallmouth bass) is the source of this 2897-nucleotide messenger RNA. It is a transcript of the gene keap1a, whose product is annotated as kelch-like ECH-associated protein 1a. The coding region runs from base 482 to 2332 and encodes 616 amino acids. Gene Ontology annotation, molecular function: protein binding. NCBI's taxonomy places the organism in Eukaryota, Metazoa, Chordata, Actinopteri, Centrarchiformes, Centrarchidae. The transcript is spliced from 14 exons. The record is from RefSeq and is a predicted model, not a curated record.
CUGCGAGAGUUUUGCAGAGUCAUGUUGGUGCAGAAAUUCCUCCCUACCUUCAGACGCCUUUAUUUUACAACGUGAAGAAUGACACAGAUCUGCAGGUUUCCUUACUGGACGGACAGCAAAGCCAGCGACAAGGGAAGACCUCCUGCGGUUGGACAAGUCGUGCGUAAAAGCAGUGUCUGUAUUCUCAUGUGAUAUCGAGUUUAACAGCUGUCGUUUAGGAGUUGCUUUUAGGAUAAGCAUCACAACAGACGCGGUUUAAAAGAAAUCCCUGCCAGGAUACAUCUGAUUGUGCAGUUACACACAUUUGCCAAACACUUCCUCUUCUCCUGUGGAACACUUAAUUGCAGAGGACUCUGAAAUGUCAGAAUGGAUUACUUUCAAAACCCUGAAAUCUGUAAAAUCUGGACCAGCAGCAAUUUAAUGGUCGUGGUUUAACUCGUGCUUUGGGAACUGUGUUAACCUGAUUCAAUCACAAUCAAUCAUGUUGGAGCCUGGAUCUGUGCAUGAGGCACCAGUCUAUAAAAUGCAUUGCCCUAUGAGGAAGAAACGUCCCACACGUGACUCUGAUUUCUCAGCUAUUGCGGUUCCCUCGAUGCAUGGGUCUGGGUAUCUUGACUACACGGUCGAGACCCACGCUUCCAGAUGCUUCAAGGUCAUGGAGGAAUUCAGACGGCAGGAGAUGUUGUGUGACCUGGUGCUACAUGUCACAUACAAGGACAGGACAGUGGACUUCAAGGUCCACAAGGUGGUACUGGCCUCCUGUAGCCCUUACUUCAGAGCCAUGUUCACCAGCAGCUUCAAGGAGUGUAGCGCCUCGGAGGUCACCCUGCCCGAUGUCUGCCCCCAGGUGGUGGGAAGACUUAUUGACUUUGCCUACACCUCCCACAUCACAGUGGGAGAGAAGUGUGUGUUGCACGUUCUUUUGGCUGCUAUGAGGUAUCAGAUGGAGGACGUGGCCAAGGCAUGCUGUGAUUUCCUCACUAAGCACCUGGAGCCUGCUAAUGUCAUCGGCAUCGCUCGCUUUGCUGAGGAGAUCGGCUGCUCAGAGCUGCACAAGCGCAGUCGAGAGUAUAUCAAUACGCACUUCAAUGAGGUGACAAAAGAAGAUGAGUUCUUCAGCCUCUCUCACUGCCAGCUGCUUGAGCUCAUCAGUCAGGACAGUCUCAAGGUGCUCUGUGAGUCUGAGGUGUAUAAAGCCUGUACAGACUGGGUCCGCUGGGAUAUGGAGGGUAGAGCCCAGUACCUACAUGCCCUCCUGAAUGCGGUUCAUAUAUACGCCCUGCCUCCCAAGUUCCUAAAGAACCAGCUCCUGUCCUGCCCCAUCCUCAGCAAGGCCAAUUCCUGUAAGGACUUCCUGUCAAAAAUCUUCCAGGAUAUGACACUGAGAAAGCUGCCUCCUGCACCUAACCGUGGAACUCAACUCAUCUAUGUGGCCGGCGGAUACCAGCAGCAUUCACUGGCCUCCAUGGAGGCGUAUGAUCCCAGGAACAAUGACUGGCUAAAACUGGCUGAUAUGGGGUCUCCAUGCAGUGGUCUGGGAGCCUGCACGUUGUUUGGACUGCUCUACACUGUUGGAGGCAGGAACCUGUCGCUUCAAAACAACACAGAGUCCAGCGCCCUGUGCUGCUACAACCCGAUGACCAACCAGUGGAGCCAGCGAGCUUCCCUCAACAUCCCCAGGAACCGGGUCGGGGUGGGCGUGGUGGACGGAUGCAUCUAUGCUGUCGGAGGUUCCCAGGACUCCACUCAUCACAACACAGUGGAGAGGUGGGAUCCAGAGUCUAAUCGCUGGUCCUUUGUUUGCCCAAUGUCUGUGGCUCGCCUGGGUGCUGGAGUGGCGGCAUGUGGGGGGGCUCUGUAUGUGGUGGGGGGGUAUGAUGGGCAGAACCGCUGGAAUACUGCUGAGAAAUACCAGCCUGACACUAACACCUGGCACCAGCUGGCACCCAUGAACACUAUACGUAGUGGAUUGGGAUUGGUGUGUGUGAACUCUUACUUGUACGCAAUAGGAGGGUAUGACGGGCGGAACCAGCUGUGUUCUGUGGAGCGCUACAAUAUAGCCAGGAACCUGUGGGAGCCCAGGGCCUCCAUGCAGUACUGUCGCAGUGCACACGGAGUGACAGUCCACCAGGGAUGCAUCUUUGUCCUCGGAGGUUUUAACCAGAACGGCUUCCUGUCCAGUGUAGAGUGUUACUAUCCAGAAAGAAAUGAAUGGACGUGCGUCACUAACAUGCCUGUCGGACGCAGCGGCAUGGGCGUCGCUGUGACGAUGGAACCCUGUCCCGGCAGCCUGACAGAAGAAGAAGAAGAGGAUGAGGACGGAGCCACAUAAGAUGAGGGUGAAAUCUGUUGAAGUCUCAAGUGUUGAACACGGUUAUAAGUGGUGGUGCUUUUCAAAGCGGGGGUGCGUUAAAAACAAAAAGAUUCCAGGAAUUAAACUCUCCUUAUAAACCCACCCUCAUGGAUUUCAUUUGUAUUGCACCAUGGUGAACUGCUGAUACAGUUUGUAUUGUUAAAAAAGAAUUAUCUUUUAGGGAAACAAGAUACAGACAAACUUGUAGCAUGACAAUGAUCUCGCAAUGAACAAGGUGCUACAGAUCUAAUCUCAAAUAAUGGUACUAUUUAAUUAAAUAAUGUUAUACCACAGCACUUUUUAAUCUGUGUUAAAUUUUACGUCAACUAUGAAUGGCCUUCAGUGUUCUAAUGUCUAAGUUUUCUUUGUGUUUUAUCUCUACCUCUGAAUGUGUCUGUCUGAGCACUUUUCUUAUGUUUUCUUUAUUUUGUGCCAAUAUAGGUUGACCAAAACUGCCAAUUAUUUUUUUUUGAUUUUAUUGAUUUUGUUUGUGCAUUCACCCUAUUUUAUCUUGUGUUUCUGGAAAUAAAGUUAAUCAGACAUA